CCCCGUCCCGCCCCGCCCGGCGGAGGCAGGCGGCCGUGCCCGCGGCAGACGCGCAGCCCCGCCGCGACAUGGCCGGUCGCCGCCUCCUGGGGUUCCUCCUCGCCUCGGCCGCGCUGCUGGGCGCAGGUCAUGGGGACGACCCAGGUGACUUCAACCUAGAAGAUGCCCUGUAUGACCCCAGCGACAAGCGACCCACUCCCAAGGGCCCCAGAAAGCCGGCAGGUGGGACAGGCUUUGAUUUGGCUGAUUACUUUGACACCCCUCUGGAGACUACCACCAAACCAGCCAAGCCGACUCCAAAGCCCUUCCCCAGGCCAGGAAAGCCAGACAACAGCUUUUGGGAUGUCAUCCUCACCACCACAACCAAGCAGCCAAAAACUACGAGGGCCCCCCCCAAGCAUAACCCAGCAAAGAAUCCUAUGGAUUUUGACUUGGCUGAUGCCCUUGAUGAUAAGAACGAUAGGAAAGAUGCUGGGAGGCCGGACAUAAGGCCGGGUGAAGCAUUUUCAGACGACGACCUGGCCGGCAUUGUGGAUGGCGGCUACAGCCCGGACGAGAAGAAAGGUGGCGGGGGCAGCACCGACAACAACUACGGCGGAGUGGCAGAGACGGGGACGAUCGCCGGCAUUGCCAGCGCCCUCGCCAUGGCACUCAUCGGCGCCGUCUCCAGCUACAUCUCCUACCAGCAGAAGAAGUUCUGUUUCAGCAUCCAGCAGGGACUUAACGCGGAAUACGUGAAAGGAGAAAACAUGGAAGCUGUCGUAAGCGAGGAACCCCAAGUUAAAUACUCAGUACUGGAAACACAGUCAGCAGAACCACCAAAACAAGACGGCGCGAAGAUGUAAAGCAUGACCCGGGGCUGGAAAAGAAUCAGUCAGCAGCAGAUGGAGAUCUUAACAUGCUUGUAAUUUAGCUUUUUAUUUAAUUCGACUCCAAAGCUAUUUAAUGUAUACUUAAGCUUGAACUGGCUUCUUAUUGCUCUAGGCUUUAGGGUUAGAGUGGUAGUAUGUGUUUUAUUUUUUUUGUAAAGAGGUAUAUGUUUACAUUGGAGUAAUAUUGUAGGUUGGAUGUCCGGUUGUAUGCAAACCAACAGAAGGUGUGUCGGCAGCGGUCAAUUUUCAAUUAAGGGACAAGAUCUUUUUCAAGGAGCAGAAGAGCUUACAGGUGUGAAGGAGGACGGUGAAGUGCCUGUAAACAGCCAUCCAAAGCAAACCGCCCAAAGCCCUUUGUAAAGCCCCUCCAGCCCACUGCUGCCAUCGGCUACGGGCACCCCGCUUCCAACGGCGGCCAUGAAAACUGCACGUUUCCUGAGGGCAGAUCCCGGUCCCUGGCAUAGCUACACCCCAAAAUGAAGUGCCUACGGGUGGGUCCUCGGGGGAGCCUCGGGCUGAGGCAGGUGAUUCCCUGCUCCCAAGCUGGGAGUUGAGGAUGCUUCACCACCGCCCAGCACUGAGCUUCUAACCACGUAAAAGGACCCGAUUUUUCACACCAAGUGAUAAAUACAGGUAACAGCAGCGUGUGCAGCCUUCGCUUUUGGCAAAUACCGUUUGAAUGGUUGGCUCUGUGCUGGAGAUCAGAACGGAGCUGAAGGUGCCAAGUGAUACAGUUGGUCCGUGUGACACGAGAUCGUCACCGAAAUGAAAAACGUGGGUGUUUGGAUGCUCUCAAGGACAGGUUCAGAUCUCAUUCACACUAGAACAAAUUACAGAUUUAACCCAAAAGAAAACAAAUUAUGUAUCCAUUAAGAGCUGUAGCACUCACUACCACCAGAGCAGUGGUACUGGUACCGAGACCUGAACUUCACUGUCCUGCAAGAAUUUGUGUUUAUAUUUGUAGUCCCUCCCCAACCCUUUUUUAUCGCUGCUAAAGUGUGGAUGCUGCCACUUUCCAAUACAUUUAUCCAAAUCAACAAUUGCUUAAAAAGCAUGCUCUCAAGUGAAGGGAAAUUCACUUGGUGUCAAGAGAUACUCACGAUUUAUAUAUAAACCUGAAAUGUGCGCAUUUGGUACUGUUUUGCAAAUCCUGAAUUUUGCGAAUGUGUAUUAAAAAAACCAAAACAAAACCAAAAAAAAAACCCCCACCUUUCAGUUGGAUGUACAAAUUCACAGCUUUCAGGUAGCCGGGACUUGGAGGCGGCCUUGCCGGGAGGUGAAUGAGCCCCGGAGCAUUGCUGCCCAACUGCUCCCUCUGAAAGGAAAUCGCCUGGUAACGUGGUGAAGUAUUUUGCAAUAGCUGCACAAUUCUUUAUGCUCUUUUUAACACUUGCGUUUUUAAAGCCUUACACUAGCUCUAGCAGAACAGCGACAGCCUUUUGUAAGGGAGAUGAGUUGUAGGGAUAUAUGGUGCCUCACGCGCAUUCGGAAUACUGAGGCUACAAUACUGCUACGAACUCCUGCUGCUUUGUUUUAUGAAUGUGUUUGGAUUAGGAAACAAAACAUUUAAUUAUUGGCUGCUCAGAGAGUGGAAGCAGAGGAAAUAGAGGUGGGAUGGGCUCUGUUCGCUCACUCCCCGAGAAGGAUUCUCCCGGAGGAAGCAGGGCUGGGAUCAUCCCGUGCAGCAGCCCGGAUGCCGAUGAGCCACGCGGCCGAGAGGCUGCAUCUCCGUUCCCAAACGCCACCGCCUGUUUUUCUUUCUUAAGCAAACACAUUUGCAAGCCGUAGCAUGAAAAAUGUUUUUUAGAGAGUUAUUGUAGAUGAUGUGUUACCACACGGCAUUGAUGAACGCCAGGAGCCGUUUUCCUACCUUAGAUCAAGUGACCAUUUGUCAUCGUCAUUGUCCAUUUGUCGUUUUCCCGCCGCCUGGGGUUCCUGUAGGUGCAGGUGAUGGGGUUUAUCCCAUUUCUGUUACCCUGCCCACCCCGUUGCUCUAGAGCACGGUGCGAUGGAGCGUCCAGCAUCACUUAAAGAUAGAGCACCUACCCCUCCUUUGGGAAGCUCUUGCACUACAACAUAGGAGAAACACGUGUCUGAUCCACAAAUACUGCAGUUAGAAAAAAAAAAAAAAAGGGCAAAAAACCCCCUAUUUCACUGAAGAAGCCCGCCCAGUUUUUAGAACUCAGAAGUUGCUCUGUUCCCCAAGGCCUUUCUAUGACUUUGGUGAACACUUACACCUUAGUGUAAUUCCUAGGUAUGUAGAAAACCAUAAAUGCGCAGUGAACGGGAGCACUUUUUCCAAAAUUUACAGUAACAGGAUUAAAGAUCUCUUUCUCUAAGAUUUCAAAUAGGAAAAUAUUGACAAAUACCAAAAGAAAGAAACUAAACUUGGUCUCCUCUUCAAAACUGGACAAAAGUCAAAGUCUUAAUGUGCUAAAUGUCAGUAAAGGCUCAAUUUGCUUUUUAUUGCAGUCUGGCUCCUUCAUCUGAACUCUCGGACCAGUCUCUGAGAAACAGGGAGUUUAUACAUCAUUUAUAUUCUGGGCAUUAGAGCAACUGAGAGGAUUCCUGUGUAUUUCCCUAGUCGUGAUCCAAGUUCUGAAACAACUGACCCAGCACUGACCUCUCUAACUACUUUCAUGUAAUUAGUGUCUAUUCUCUUUAAAUCUGGACAUGGAAUUUCAAAAAAUCCUGCACUUUAGGUUCUGUAUACACGGUACGAACUUUCUCAUCCUUUAUUUAAAAAGGCCAUAAAAAAAUGGGAUUUUUUUUUUCUUUUCAUGAGUCCAAAAACUCUAUACAGACUUGCUCAGAGGGCUCACACUAACUGCGCUGCGAGCCCUUUUUCUUACCGCACUUCGCUUCUUCAGCUUAAUUAAAGCUAUUUUUGAUAAAAUUAUUCGGAAAAGGUUUCUCAAUUACAGAGAAAACAGAGAACUGAACGAAUUUAACUAGCUUUUUUCCUGUUGUUUAUCAAUUACUUGCAUUUUCCUUUGGCAAUACUGUAGGAUUUUCUUCAUUUGAGAUUUGGCAAUACUGUAGUAGUUUCUUUGUUUUAGAUUCUUCAGUUGAGAAUACUCUGACAUGAAUUUCUGGUACUAUAAAUUCCGUCAUUUCCAUGCAACUGCGCUAAGGAACCCUUACAAGUGCUAUAUUGUCAUUCUUAACUCCUCAUUUGUUGUGAUAAAAAUGGAAUUAGUCCAUAAUACCAUUUCAAAUUCUGAAAAAAGUAAGAUGAGUUGACAGGCUAAAAGGCUUUAAAAAUUUGCCUCUGCAAGAAAGAAGGUUCAGGAACAACUGAAGUUCAGAAACAACGGGACCGUGAAAUUAGAGCAUCCCUUCUUUGGAGGGAAGGUCUCACUCAGGAGCAACUUAGAAGCACUGUUUGCUGCUGCAGAAGCGACCUAUACCACAUGAAAGUUGGAUGUUAUGCUAUGAAAAGAUACGGUUCGUUUUGCUAAUGUGCAUGUUAAGGAUCACGGGGGUAAAAAAAUCAGAAUUUGACUACCAUUGGAAAACACCAAAUAAAACAAGUUGUCUAGUAAGACAUUUUA
This is a messenger RNA of Chroicocephalus ridibundus (black-headed gull), 4426 nucleotides long. It is a transcript of the gene CD99L2, whose product is annotated as CD99 molecule like 2. The record is from RefSeq and is a predicted model, not a curated record. Lineage: Eukaryota; Metazoa; Chordata; Aves; Charadriiformes; Laridae. Gene Ontology annotation, cellular component: plasma membrane. The transcript has 11 exons. The coding region runs from base 69 to 845 and encodes 258 amino acids. Gene Ontology annotation, biological process: homotypic cell-cell adhesion; T cell extravasation; positive regulation of neutrophil extravasation.